AUGUGUGGAAGGUUCCCGUACAAAAGUGAAAGUACGGUACUUUUCGGCAGCAGCAGUACCGUGAUCACUGAAAAUCUUAAAAGCCUCAUCAGCAUCAUGCCAGUUCCGGAGCUCCAGAAACCAGCGCCCGCCUUCCAGGGUACCGCCGUCGUGAACGGACAGUUCAAGCAGAUCGACCUCGCCGACUACAAGGGCAAGUACGUGGUGCUGUUCUUCUAUCCGCUCGACUUCACCUUCGUCUGUCCGACUGAAAUUGUCGCCUUCUCGGACCGUGCGGAAGAGUUCCGCUCGAAGAAGUGCGAAGUGAUUGCCUGCUCGACCGACAGCCACUUUACCCAUCUUGCCUGGAUCAAUACGCCGCGCAAGCAGGGUGGACUGGGUGAGCUGCAGAUUCCGCUGCUGGCGGACAAGUCGAUGAAGAUCGCACGUGACUACGGUGUGUUGCAGGAGGAGACGGGCGUACCAUUCCGUGGGCUGUUCAUCAUCGACGACAAGGGCAACUUGCGGCAGGUGACGGUGAACGAUCUGCCGGUUGGACGUAGCGUGGACGAGACGCUUCGUCUGGUGGAAGCGUUCCAGUACACCGAUACGUACGGUGAGGUGUGUCCGGCCAACUGGAAACCGGGCAGCAAGACGAUGGUGGCCGAUCCGAGCAAAUCGAAGGAAUACUUCAAUGCUGUUAACUAAGAC
Molecule: messenger RNA, 690 nt
Organism: Anopheles maculipalpis
Lineage: Eukaryota; Metazoa; Arthropoda; Insecta; Diptera; Culicidae
Product: peroxiredoxin 1
Exons: 2
Coding region: 1-687 (228 amino acids)
Biological process (GO): response to oxidative stress; cellular response to stress; cell redox homeostasis
Cellular component (GO): cytosol
Molecular function (GO): thioredoxin peroxidase activity
Source: RefSeq, a predicted model, not a curated record